UCUGAAACUCCCGAAACUUUCCCUCCUGCUGCCCGGGGAGGAGCACGGAACCAUUUUAAAGCCGUGCUUUGUAGGGAAAAGCUGGUUGGGCUUAGUUGAACUGUUGUGUGAGCCAGGGUUAUGGGAAGAGGGUGUUGGUAGGAAGAAAAAACUGGGGGAGAUGCUGAGAUUUUGGGAGUGGAGAGAGGAAGGCAAGUCGGGGUGUUGCCUAGUGCCUCUCGGCACUUCAAAACCUUUCUUUGUUCCGUCUUGUGAAAAUCUGAAUGAGCUUUUACCGGGGCUAAAACUACCGGGGAACAAUAGGGAGGGAGGCAGGGAGUAGCCGGCAGGCGGAGGAGGAAGCGAGCCAAGGAAUGACGAAUGCCUUCCAGCCCUGACCAAGCGCUGCCACCCUCGCCCUGCCUCGGGCCGGGUGUGGGGACAGCCGCUGGUCACUGGGGUCGGCUGGGGGCGGUGACACGGGGACAGCCCGAGAGGGCAGCAGGCCUGGCACAGCACAGGCCCGGGGCGCCCAUCCUCCACUGCUGUCACAGCUCCAUUCCAAAGAGCUCAGAGAGAGAGAGAGAGGGGCCUUUGUGCCAGCGACGCGCAGCUCCCUGCCCGGCGUGUUGCACUAAUGAGGGAACGCGUCCUGGAUAGGACUGGUGACAGGGAUAGCGAGCAGGCACUUCCCAGGCCCUCCAAGCUGGCCCCCAUGCACAGCUGUCUGUAAACUGGAAGUCAGGGAGACCACUGAGGAUAUUUUUGUUGUUUCCUGUUCACACAAAUCCUGGUUCUGAGCUCCCUGGGGAAGUCCUGUCUCCCCUAGCAAAGACCUUGCCCCGGUGCCUCUGCCCUGGGUGACCUGCCUGCAUUCCCAUCUUGCUCCAGGUCCUGGCACACAGCAGAGGUCUUAUCUCAGCUGUCAAAAUGGAGCUUGACAUCCAGUGUGAAGAGAUGAGCCCAUCUAGAUGGGCUGAACUUCUGACCACAAUGAAAUCCUGCAAAACCAUCAGGUUGGAUGACUGCAAUCUCUCCAGCAGUAACUGCGAGGAUCUCUCUUCCAUCAUCAAUACAAAUCCAUCCCUCACAGAGCUGAAGCUGAACAACAAUGAGCUGGGAGAUGAAGGUGUUGAAUACCUUUGUAAAGGGUUGCUGACCCCAAGCUGUAGCCUACAGAAGUUAUGGCUGCAAAACUGCAACCUGACGAGUGCCAGCUGUGAGACCCUGCGCUCCGUCCUCAGUGCCCAGCCAUCCCUGACAGAGCUGCAUGUAGGGGAUAACAGGCUGGGAACUGCUGGAGUGAAGGUGCUGUGCCAAGGCAUGAUGAACCCCAGCUGUAAGCUGCAGAAGCUGCAGCUGGAGUACUGUGAACUCACAGCUGAUAUUGUGGAAGCUCUCAAUGCUGCUCUGCAAAGCAAGCCCACCCUGAAGGAGCUCAGCCUGAGCAACAACACGCUGGGAGAUACAGCUGUGAAGCAGCUGUGCCGGGGCCUGGUGGAGGCAAGCUGCAACCUGGAGCUACUACACCUGGAGAACUGUGGCAUAACCAGUGACAGCUGUAUGGAGAUUAGUGCUGUUCUCAGGAACAAGUCAUCUCUGAUGGAUCUUUCUGUGGGGGACAACAAGAUCGGGGACUCCGGUCUGGCUCUGCUGUGCCAGGGACUGAUGCAUCCUAGCUGCAAAAUCCAGAAGUUGUGGUUAUGGGAUUGUGAUCUCACAAGUGCUAGCUGUAAAGAUCUCUCCAGACUCAUCAGUACAAAGGAGACCCUCACAGAGAUCAGUCUGAUAGACAAUAACCUGAGAGACUCAGGGAUGGAAAUGCUCUGUCAGGCACUCAAGGAUCCCAAAUCUAAACUUCAGGAGCUAUGGGUUAGGGAGUGUGGGCUCACCACUGCUUGCUGCAAGGCUGUCAGCUCUGCCCUCAGCACCAACAAGCACCUGAAAGUACUGCACAUAGGUGAGAACAAGCUGGGAGAUGCAGGUGUGGAACUCCUGUGUGAAGGGCUGAUGCACCCCAACUGCAACAUCCAGUCCCUCUGGCUGGGGAACUGUGACCUGACUGCAGGCUGCUGUGCCACCCUCGCCACCGUCAUGGCCACCAAGCAGUGCCUCACUGAGCUGGACCUCAGCUACAACCCUCUGGAAGAUGAAGGCAUCAGGAAGAUCUGUGAAGCCUUGAAGAAGCCCAGCUGCAACGUGCAGCAGUUAAUUUUGUAUGACAUUUUGUGGAGUUCUGAAGUGGAUGAUGAACUGAGAACAUUGGAAGAGUCCAAGCCUGAAGUGAAGAUCAUUUCAUGAGUGGUGACUGCCUGCAGAACAACGUCAAAGCAACAUCCUCUUCUUAAUCUGAACUUUCCAUACGUAAAACUAAUUAACUUAAUAGGGAAUUUUCUUGUACCAAAACCAUUUGUGGAUUCCCUGAGUGGGUGUCUGGGGAGCUGAUCAGCCUUCUCUGCGUCUCUGGAUGUGCUAACUGUGAGACUCAUGAAAGCUGCAGCAUCACCAGCCUUGAAAUAAACAAUUACUGUCUUGUAGAAGUGGGUCUCUAGCCCUUAGGAGCUCUUUAAUCCUAUAAUCCCUUCUAACUAAUUAGUUGGGCUUUAAAGAGAGCUCCUUCCCAAGGCAAGAGAACUACCCACUGGAUUGUUACUGGGUGGUGCUUUUGAUAGGUCUCUGGGGAAGGCUUUCAAAAAAACCUAAAUGUUUUUAAUCUAAAAUUGAGCUCUCCCCUGUUUUUCCCUAAAAGAGUUCUUGGAAAAGCAGUGGUGGCCAAGGCACUAGAGAAAAAAGAAAUGAGCAGCUGUUCAGCUGUGCAAUGUCAAAAUUCAUAUCCUUUGAAAAGUGAUUUUCCUACAAACAAAAGAUGCUGUGUGCAUUUCUGCUAGUAUGGGAAAUGAUUUAAUGAUUGAUAUGUUUGAUCUGGCAAAGAGUAGUUCUACAGGAACUUUAUACUUAAUUUUUCUACUUAUAAAAAUAAAUAUAUCUGUAUAUUUC
Zonotrichia albicollis (white-throated sparrow) is the source of this 2976-nucleotide messenger RNA. It is a transcript of the gene RNH1, whose product is annotated as ribonuclease/angiogenin inhibitor 1. Gene Ontology annotation, cellular component: cytoplasm. NCBI's taxonomy places the organism in Eukaryota, Metazoa, Chordata, Aves, Passeriformes, Passerellidae. The record is from RefSeq and is a predicted model, not a curated record. Gene Ontology annotation, molecular function: protein binding.